CUCAGGAGCUCAACGUCAAGCUCGUCGUUGUGCGUGUCGCUUUUCUGUGUUGUCUAAAUUUCUCUGCACAUUAUCGUUUAUUUUGGAAUUGGGAAGACAUGGCGAGUAUACAGGCAAUCAGGGCGAAUUGUCGCAAGGUCAUGUGCAUAGGGCGCAACUAUGCCGACCACAUUAAGGAGCUCUCCAGUGCCACCCCUAAGCAGCCCUUCUUCUUCCUCAAGCCCCCGUCAUCUAUUCUACUCCCAGGAGCUGGCCCCGUUCUCCGCCCGCGUGGUGUAUCAAUGCACUAUGAAGUCGAACUAGGACUCGUCAUUGGCAAGACGAUAAGGGAUCUGCACCCUGAGGACACAAAGGGAGCGCUAGAUGCUAUUGAAGGAUACGUGCUAGCCAUUGAUAUGACUGCGCGAAACGUCCAAGAUGAAGCGAAAAAGAAGGGCCUGCCCUGGUCCAUCGCAAAAGGAUUCGACACGUUCCUUCCGAUCAGUAACUUCAUCGCCAAACAUCGCAUACCGGACCCACAAAAAGCGCACCUCUGGCUCUCUGUGAAUAACGAAGUGAAGCAGUCCGACAACACCGAGCUGAUGCUUUUCCGGAUUCCAAGACAGUUGAGCGAUAUUAGCAGGGUGAUGACACUGGAGAAAGGCGACAUCGUGUUGACCGGUACGCCAAAGGGUGUCGGGGCUGUGAAGACGGGGGACGUUAUGAGGGCGGGGUUGAAGGUUGACGGAAAGGAUAUCGAAGAGGCAAACCUCGAGGUACCAGUUGCAGAUCGUGAAGGCUUAUAUGAGUUCCGCGAGACUUAAUCAAGCCUUUACCAGCUUGUUUGCCUUCAAUCAGAUAUUGUUCAAAGAAUCGAUUUGUCUGCUUUCAUUUUCAAGUAGGUGUUAUAAUCGGUGAUCUCUGGCAUUACUCUUCUUGCAGAACCGGGUC
Molecule: messenger RNA, 930 nt
Organism: Cucurbitaria berberidis CBS 394.84
Lineage: Eukaryota; Fungi; Ascomycota; Dothideomycetes; Pleosporales; Cucurbitariaceae
Product: fumarylacetoacetate hydrolase domain-containing protein 1
Exons: 3
Coding region: 99-803 (234 amino acids)
Cellular component (GO): mitochondrion
Molecular function (GO): acetylpyruvate hydrolase activity
Source: RefSeq, a predicted model, not a curated record